This is a messenger RNA of Hyaloscypha bicolor E, 873 nucleotides long. RefSeq names its product subtilisin-like protein. Gene Ontology annotation, biological process: proteolysis. Gene Ontology annotation, molecular function: serine-type endopeptidase activity. The record is from RefSeq and is a predicted model, not a curated record. The annotation marks the transcript as partial. Lineage: Eukaryota; Fungi; Ascomycota; Leotiomycetes; Helotiales; Hyaloscyphaceae. The transcript is spliced from 4 exons.
CUGGUCUCGCAAAACUCGGCAACUUGGGGCCUUGGACGCAUCUCCCACAGGAACAAGUAUAUCUACAACUACGUUUAUGAUACCUCUGCUUGCGCCGGAACAACCGCAUAUGUUGUCGAUACAGGCAUUCGAACCUCACACUCCGAAUUUGGAGGGCGAGCGCGUUGGGGUGCAAACUUCGUGCCGGACAGAUCCAUGGCUGAACGAGUAGCAGUUGGUUCGCAUGUUGCAGGUACAAUAAUAGGGAAAUCAGUUGGUGUAUGCAAAGCAGCGAAUGCAGUUGCGGUGAAAGUACUGACCCCAACCAAUGAUGGCACGGGGCGUUCAACGGGAGCAUGGUCUUGGAUCAUGGCUGGCAUGGCGUGGGCCUACAAUGACGCUGUUGCUAGAGGCAUCGUCCACAAGUCGGUUCAAAGCAUCUCCAUUGGGGGAGACCUCUACACCCCAGUUAACAAUCUUGCGAACGCAAUUGUUAAAGGGGGAAUGACUAUCGUUGUGGCAGCUGGCAAUGAGAACGUAAAUGCAAAGACAAAGUCUCCUGCAUCCGCCUCAGAUGUCCUCACUAUUGCCGCAUCUGACAUCAAUGAUGCCAGAGCAAGCUUUUCGAAUUUUGGCUCGAGGGUGGAUCUCUUUGGGCCGGGUGUUGAUGUUCUCAGUUCAUACAACUCUUGUGACUCCUGCUACUACUAUAUGAGUGGCACUAGCAUGGCUACUCCUCAUAUUUCCGGCCUCGCGUUGUAUUUCAUCGCAAAGGAGAAUAUCCUCACACCAAGCAAGUUGAGGCAGCGCCUUGUUACAGUUUCCACGCAAGGGAAACUUACAAAUCUCGCCGGUAGCCCGACACGUCUUGGAUAUAACGCCGACGGACUUUGA